GCCCGGCGUAUAUAAGGCGGCGCUGCGGCGGGCCCGGCAUCCGAGCCGAGAGUCGGAGCGGAGAAGAGCGGGCGAGCGAGCGAGCAAACAAGCAAGCCAGCAAAGAGGCGAGGCGAGGCGAGCGGAGAAGAGCGAGCGGGCGAGCGAGCAAGCAAACAAGCAAGCCAGCAAAGAGGCGAGGCGAGGCGAGGCGAGGCGAUCGGCAAAGCAAAGCAAUGGCGAGCCACUCCGUGCACGGCAGGAUGCGCCCGGUGCGCGUGAUGCACGACCCGGACCUGAGCCCCCUGUGGCUGUACAGCCGGGAGCCCGACUACGGGCUCAGGCCGCUGGGGAGCCAGAGCCUCUUCAACCAGCUGAUGGGCGACCUGCAGGGCCACCUGGACGAGGUGGGGCGGAUGCGCGCGCUGCUGCUGGACGCGUACCCGCUGCUGGCGCUCGGCGAGGAAGGGCAGGCGCGCAAGGGCGCGCAGAGGGGCGCCCGGCGCACGGCCUCCCAGGGCGCGGACAAGUGCGAGUUCUCGCUGGACGUGCGCGGCUUCUCCCCCGAGGAGCUGACCGUGAAGAUGGACGGCAGGAAGCUCACGGUGUGCGGGACGCACGAUGCGCGGUCGGAGUCGGAGGACGGCUGCCUCUCGCACGAGCACCGCGAGGUGCGCAGGGAGGUCCUGCUGCCCGAGGACGUCAACCUCGAGGCCGUGGCCUGCGCGCUGUCGCAGGACGGGCGGCUCUGCAUCGAGGCGCCGCGCCUGUCGCUGCCGUCCGCCGAGGAGCGCACCAUCCCCAUCACGAUCACCAGGGCGCAGGAGGCGGUCGCGGAGGGCACCAGGCGGCCGGCCGGCGAGGAGGCGGACGCCGGCGGGGAGCAGUGAGCGGGCGAGCGCCGCCCGCUGCGACCACCCGGACCAAGCCGCGCAUUCAUUCCCUGGCGCUGGGCUGCGACCAGCGCGCGCUUCUGCACGCGGGGAACGGGAGACAGGCGGGCGGACGCGCUGGAAUCCGUUCCGGGCUUUUCACGGCUGCGCUCGGGAUGCGUUACGUGGUUUUCGCUGGGGGGCUGUGCUUCGUAAUCGCUGAGGCCUAUGUUUUCUGUGUAAGCUCAGUAAAGCUGCGGUUCAUUCCUUCAUUUUGUACUUUUGGAGAAGCAAUCCGGAAAUAAAAUGGCAUUUUCUCCCUGUUAA
Molecule: messenger RNA, 1178 nt
Organism: Varanus komodoensis (Komodo dragon)
Lineage: Eukaryota; Metazoa; Chordata; Lepidosauria; Squamata; Varanidae
Product: heat shock protein 30C-like
Exons: 1
Coding region: 216-869 (217 amino acids)
Biological process (GO): protein refolding; response to heat
Molecular function (GO): protein folding chaperone
Source: RefSeq, a predicted model, not a curated record